Molecule: messenger RNA, 560 nt
Organism: Drosophila navojoa
Lineage: Eukaryota; Metazoa; Arthropoda; Insecta; Diptera; Drosophilidae
Source: RefSeq, a predicted model, not a curated record
UCUCCGUUUCCCCAAUAUAAACGGCAACGUGACGAUCCGAAAAUGAAGUUAUUUUGCGCUAUUUUGCUUGUUUACGUGGUGGCUUUGACACUGUUCGGCGUGGACGGACGCGGCGGUGGGGGCAGUAACAAGGGCCUAGAGCAGGACUCGAUGCGACUGUUUGUGCGGGCACGGCGCCAUGCCCCCGUCACUAACAUGGGACUUGCGACCGGACCUGGCUAUGUGAAGAACGAGGAGCAGCCGCCAUCUCAAUUCAGAUCGCGUCGCAAUGUCAUGAACAACGAUCCAACGAGCCAUGAGAACAACGAGGAACAACCGCCACAUAUCAGACCACGUCGCCAAGCACCGCCGCCGCCACCUGAGGGCAUGCCACCACCGCCUCAGGGUAUGCCACCACCACCCGAGGGUAUGCCACCACCACCAGCUUAAGGAUACGAAAUAGUUAAAUAUUCUUCACAUACACAUAUCAUAUAGUAAGGCGCUUGCUUAGGGUAAGGGAACCACGUCAUAAACGAGAACUAUGCGUAUAAUAAAAUCUAUUUCAAGCAUUCCAAAAACAA